GUGUCCGCACAGGCGGUCUGCCCUGAAGUGUCCGCACAGGCGGUCUGCCCUGAAGCUUCUGCUCAGGUGAUCUGCCCUGAAGACCCUGCACAAGUGUUGGACAAGGAUCCAUGCCAUGGUAAUUUACAUACAAUGAAGGAUUUGAAGUCCAAGAAGCAUAAGGAUUAUUCAACUGUGCACUUGCUUUUUGUGUCCAAGCAACCUUUACUUGCUGCACUAAAACUGCACAAGAAAAGGAAACACAAAAGAGCUAAAAGGCAGUCCAUUGACAAUGGAAUCAUCGCCGAUGAUCAGCAGACAUCAACAUCAGAAACUGUUUUUACCAAGGACAUGUCAUGUAAAUCCCAUAGAAGACGCAAACGCUCCCGCGCCGCUGCAAGUUUAGAUAAUGGUGUUGAGAUAUCCACGAAGAAACCACAUCUCGCUGAACGCCCCAGCAGUGCUGCUGACCUUCCCGUGGACAAGAAAGACGACAAGGAUGCAACACUUGCUAGUGCCGAGCUACCAGGUGCAUGCGUAAGCUCUGUUGCGGACCAGAUUGAUUCAAGAAACAGUGCACAUGCAAACGAGGGAGUCCCCCGGCAUUUCGAUCUCCUCACAAGGGGUUUGAGAGAAAUCCCUGUUCCACUGUGGGAUGACAUUGACAUGUCAGAUAGGAAGGCAACAGAGUUUCAAUAUCCGAGAAGGACCGACAGUAUUGGUUAUGUGCUAGAUGAAUGGGACGAGGGGUAUGACCGUGGGAAAAGGAAGAAGGUGAGGAAGCCACGUGAGGAGCCGUACGGACCGAACCCGUUCCAAGAGGCGGCCGAUGUCAGAGCACGGCCGAGGAAGAGACCGAGAUCCGACCAGGCCAGAUGGGGAAACCAGCCUCGCAGGAUAUGACAAAUCGGAGCAGCAGACGAUGUUGUUGUAUCUAUCACCCAGUUUUGCAGUGAUUGUUUUUCAUUUAUUCUUGUUUUGCUUCCCUCGGUGUACGUUACACUAGUUGUUUUUCCUCCAGUGUUUUCCCCUAUCCUUCGUGUGUUAUGUAAGA
Triticum dicoccoides is the source of this 1033-nucleotide messenger RNA. RefSeq names its product ubiquitin carboxyl-terminal hydrolase 23-like. The transcript has 3 exons. The record is from RefSeq and is a predicted model, not a curated record. NCBI's taxonomy places the organism in Eukaryota, Viridiplantae, Streptophyta, Magnoliopsida, Poales, Poaceae. Bases 133 to 882 code for a protein of 249 amino acids.